CAGUAUUGGAUGAUAACAGUUACAUAACAGAUACGUAUUUUUUGUAUAAAUUCUUAGCAAAAAAUGUAAAUCAAUAUUCUACGCUUGAAUCCGUCAAAUACAAACAUGUCAUCCUUUACUUUUCUUUUGCUUUGCGUCCAAGCUUGCUUGGUACAGAAUGUAGUCAGCCAGUGCCUCGGUGCAGGCCCACUUGGUUACGGUCCAGGCAUCGCCCCCGGCCUCGCUCUAGCGCCUGGCUUAGCGCCUGGCCUAGCGCCUUAUGGCUUGGGAGCCGGCCUGGCCGCUACUCCAUUCGGCGUGGCACCAAGGGCUGUCGAGCUUGGCGGUUUGGGACCGGGCUUGGCUCCAGCACCUAUAGAACUUGGCGCAUAUGGUGGAGCUGGCAUUGGUGACGUGGCAGUCACUGGUGAGAUGCCAGUCGCUGGCACCACCCUCGUCGCUGGGCAGGUACCGAUCCUCGGUGCUGUGCGCUUCGCGGGCGAUCUGCCAGCCGCUGGCACUAUCACCAUCACUGGCAGCUGCGGGUGCGGGUGCAACCGCGGACCAUAUUAUUACUAAACAUAAAAUAAUUUAUUUUGUUAAAUCACAAUAAAACAUUGUUAUAAUA
This is a messenger RNA of Maniola jurtina (meadow brown), 607 nucleotides long. RefSeq names its product chorion class CA protein ERA.1-like. Gene Ontology annotation, cellular component: egg chorion. Gene Ontology annotation, molecular function: structural constituent of egg chorion. Gene Ontology annotation, biological process: multicellular organism development; chorion-containing eggshell formation. The transcript is spliced from 2 exons. Bases 106 to 558 code for a protein of 150 amino acids. The record is from RefSeq and is a predicted model, not a curated record. Lineage: Eukaryota; Metazoa; Arthropoda; Insecta; Lepidoptera; Nymphalidae.